Messenger RNA from Homarus americanus (American lobster), 1509 nucleotides. RefSeq names its product extensin-like. NCBI's taxonomy places the organism in Eukaryota, Metazoa, Arthropoda, Malacostraca, Decapoda, Nephropidae. The record is from RefSeq and is a predicted model, not a curated record. The coding region runs from base 1 to 1509 and encodes 502 amino acids. The transcript is spliced from 5 exons.
AUGGCCACUGUUUUGAUAGACACAUGUUUCCCCCCCAGCACUCCACCCCCAGAGACCUCAGUUCCCCCAGAGAAUCAGUUCCCCCAGAGAAUCAGUUCCCCCAGAGACCUGCCCAGUCCCCAGAGACUCAGUUCCCCCAGAGACUCAGUUCCCCCCAGAGACUCAGUAAGGUAUCGUCACCGACCUGGCUCCCCUACGUCACCGACCUGGCUCCUCUACGUCACCGACCUGGCUCCUCUACGUCACCGACCUGGCUCCUCUACGUCACCGACCUGGCUCCUCUACGUCACGACCCGGACCCUACGUCCUACGUCCUCGUGCCGACCCUACUCCUCUACGUCACGACCUGGCUCCUCUACGUCACCGACCUGGUUCCUCUACGUCACCGACCUGGCCUCCGUCACCGACCUGGCCUCUCUACGUGCCGACUCGUCUACGUCACCGACCUGGCUCCUCUACGUCACUGACCUGGCUCCUCUGCGUCACCAGAUACCAGUGAUCAUGCAAGCCAGCGGGUACGGGAUCAAUGCUUUAAUCUGCCUUGAAGGGCACUGGUCUGACUGCCACCCGCCCAUCACUAGAUCCCAGCCACCCACCCAUAACCAGACCCUGCCACCCGCCCACCGUCAGACCCCUGCCACCCGCCCAUCACCAGACCUCUGCCGCCCAUCACCAGACCCUGCCACCGCCCAUCACCAGACCCCUGCCACCCGCCCACCGUCAGACCCCUGCCACCCGCCCAUCACCAGACCCCUGCCACCCGCCCACCGCCAGACCCCUACCCCGCCCAUCCACCAGACCUCUGCCACCGCCCAUCCAGACCCUGCCACCCGCCCAUCACCAGACCUCUGCCACCCGCCCAUCACCAGACCCCUGCCACCGCCCAUCACCAGACCCCCUGCCACCCGCCCACCGCCAGACCCCUGCCACCGCCCAUCGCCAGACCCAUGCCACCCGCCCAUCACUAGACCCCAGCCACCGCCCAUCACCAGACCUCUGCCACCGCCCAUCACCAGACCCAUGCCACCGCCCAUCACUAGAUCCCAGCCACCCACCCAUAACCAGACCCCCACACCCGCCCAUCACCAGACCUCUGCCACCCGCCCAUCACCAGACCCCCGCCACCCGCCCACCGUCAGACCUUGCCACCUGCCCAUCCAGACCCCUCACCGCCCAUCACCAGACCUCUGCCACCCGCCCAUCACCAGACCCCUGCCACCCCCACCAUCACCAGACCCCUGCCACCCGCCCACGUCAGACCCUUGCCACCCGCCCAUCACCAGACCCUGCCACCGCCCAUCACCAGACCCCUGCCACCCGCCCAUCACCAGACCCCGCCACCCGCCCACUGUCAGACCCUUGCCACCCGCCCAUCACCAGACCUCUGCCACCCGCCCAUCACCAGACCCUGCCACCUGCCCAUCACCAGACCCCCGCCACCGCCCACCGUCAGACCACCACCCGCCCAUCACCAGACUUCCCCACACACACUUUAACAUAUUAAAAUAG